UCCAUUGGACCAAUUCUACUACGUUUACGAAAAGUCCCAAAAUAAAGAGAUCAAAACUUAAUUUUGUAUUUUUUUUCUUGCUUUUUAUGUUGUUACUUUGAGAAAGCAAUGUUUUGGAAUGGCACAGUUGUGUUGUUGUCUCAAAACAAUGUGAAAUUUGGAAAGAAUACGAUUGUUUCUUCACAUUGAAGGUUGUUGUUACCUUUCUUUCUCACCUCACAGACGAAUUCUCCCCUUGAUAGAAACUUCUUGGAAUUAUCAAUUAAUGCUUUAAAAUCAGCACCCGCACAAUUUUUCUUCCAGAAUCUGAAGCAAAAACAAAAACCCGGAGAAAUUAUGGAAUCAGGAGGAGAAAAAAGAAGGGUGGUGGUUGUUGGAGGUGGGAUUGCCGGCUCUCUCCUUGCAAAGUCUAUCCAAUUCAAUGCAGAUGUCACCCUUAUCGACCCGAAGGAGUAUCUAGAGAUUACAUGGGCAAACUUGAGGAACAUGGUGGAGCCAUCAUUUGCCGAGAGAUCAGUGAUAAACCAUAGAGAUUACCUUACUAAUGGUCGUGUCGUUACAUCUGCUGCGAUAAAUAUCACUGACACUGAAGUAUUGACCGAAGAUGGCUUUCUUAUUGCUUAUGAUUAUCUUGUUAUUGCCACUGGACACAAGGAUCCUGUUCCCACAACUAAGAUGGACAGACUUAAUCAAUACCAAGCAGAAAAUCAAAAGAUACAAUCUGCCCAUUCUAUUUUGAUUGUUGGAGGAGGUCCAACUGGUGUUGAACUUGCGGGAGAAAUUGCCACCGACUUUCCAGAGAAGAAGGUUACUCUGGUUCACAAGGGAUCAAGGUUGCUGGAGUUCAUUGGCGCAAAGGCUUCUGAUAAGACUUUAAGUUGGCUGAGAUCGAGGAAAGUUGAAGUAAAAUUGGAGCAAGCAGUUGACUUGAAUUCCACUUCAGAUGACAGCCAAGUAUAUCAAACCUCAACUGGAGAAAGCAUCAAAGUGGAUUGCCAUUUCCUUUGUGUAGGGAAACCAUUGGCUUCAGCGUGGCUUAAUGAGACUACAUUGAAGACUAACUUGGAUAAAAAGGGAAGGCUGAUGGUUGAUGAGUAUUUGAGAGUCAAGGGUCGCAGUAAUAUAUUUGCAAUUGGAGAUAUCACUGAUAUUCCUGAACUCAAACAAGGUUAUUUAGCUCAAAGACAUGCCUUGGUGGUUGCUAAAAACUUGAAGCUGUUGAUGGCUGGAGGAAAAGAAAGCAAAAUGUCCAAAUAUGGGCCUGGUUCAGAAAUUGCCUUGGUUUCGCUUGGAAGGAAAGCUGCUGUUGCCCAAUUUCCUUUUACAACCAUCAGUGGAUUUGUUCCUGGCUUGCUCAAAUCCAGAGACUUGUUUGUGGGCAGAACAAGAAAGCAGAUGGGCUUACAACCUUAAGGGUCCAUUUGGAUCCCUAGUUGGCUGUGGUGUGGUGCGGUUGGCACCUUCAAUCUCGCUGUAAUUUCAUUUGGAUUACUUGACUGUGGUGUAGUGAAGCUGUUUUCAUCGCGCUGGUGCUUCAAUUUCUCACUGGAGCUCAAAGGUCCUGUGAAGAUUUUGAAUC
Molecule: messenger RNA, 1579 nt
Organism: Durio zibethinus
Lineage: Eukaryota; Viridiplantae; Streptophyta; Magnoliopsida; Malvales; Malvaceae
Cellular component (GO): cytoplasm
Molecular function (GO): electron-transferring-flavoprotein dehydrogenase activity; flavin adenine dinucleotide binding
Source: RefSeq, a predicted model, not a curated record